AUGGGGGCCCGGUUUAGUUACCCAAGUCUGCAGCAUGUCGUGCUGGUUGCCGGGCUGGCCGCCGUCAUCUGGUGGUACUUCUACAUGGGACCGGCGGCUGGUGGCGCACCCCCGAAUCGUCGACCCACCACCACCGCCAGCACCAAGAAGAAAAAGGACAAAAAGAGCAAGUCCACCAAGCACAGCACCUCGAAACCCUCCAAAAAGAAAAGCAAGGAUUCGAAGCGGAAGGUCCGUGCCCCGCUGACCCCGGAGAAGAAGAGGGCCCUCGCGUCGAAGGAGCAGAAGGUGAGCAAGGACGACCAGGGGUACGGGUCGAUGUGCUACUGCCGCGAUGCCGCCCACCGCAACACCUACGACCCCGAGCAGGCCAAGUUCAACCCGGCGCUCAUCUACCAGAUGACGGCCACCAAGCUCGGCCCGAUGCGCUACGAGGCCUACAAGGCCAAGGAGAUUCAUAUGUACCAGGGCGAGAAGGGCUCGCAGCUGUGCGAGGCGGCCCGCGGCGAGGAGAAGCUGCCCGACAUCGGCCAAUCCUACCUGACCGCCCUCGAGCCGAUCCUGCACGCCCUCGAAUACGGGGAUCGCCACGCGGCCCUCAUCGAUGAUCUCAUCCGAAACUAUGACUACCUCGAGACUUCA
Messenger RNA from Mesorhabditis spiculigera, 642 nucleotides. Lineage: Eukaryota; Metazoa; Nematoda; Chromadorea; Rhabditida; Rhabditidae. The record is from the annotation of a GenBank genome assembly.